UCUCCCAUCUGUCCUUCUUAAUUAGAAGUUACAGUGGCCCGGAAACCGAAGGACAGCUUUUGAAUUCAUUCGUCCAGUAUUUUGGUGACAGUCUUGGGAGGAAGAUUAAAAGAAUGCCUUUAAUUGAAGAAACUGUUCUGCCUGGGGACUCCCUCCUUACUCUGCCUGUAGUCAUAAUAGGAAAUGGACCUUCUGGAAUUUGUCUUUCUUACCUGCUCUCUGGAUACAGGCCAUAUUUAUCUCCUGAAGCUAUACACCCAAACCCCAUUCUACAUACGAAAUUAGAAGAAGCUCGUCAUCUUUCCAUUGUUGAUCAAGAUCUAGAGUACCUGUCUGAAGGCCUCGAAGGACGCUCUUCAAACCCAGUUGCAGUGCUUUUUGAUACGUUGCUUCAUCCGGAUGCUGACUUUGGGUAUGACUACCCACCAGUUUUGCACUGGAAACUAGAACAACAUAAUUAUAUUCCCCAUAUAGUGCUUGGUAGAGGACCACCUGGUGGGGCUUGGCAUUCCAUGGAAGGCUCUAUGCUAACAAUCAGUUUUGGAGACUGGAUGGAAUUGCCUGGCCUCACCUUUAAGGAGUGGGCAGCUAGCAAACGCAGAAAUAUAAAGAGUGAUCGAGUAAUGCCAGAAGAAAUAGCUUGUUAUUAUAAACAUUAUGUUAAAGUCAUGGGCCUCCAAAAGAAUUUCAGAGACAACGUUUACAUCACCUCAGUAUCCAGGCUUUACCGUGGAAAGGAUGAUGAAGAUAGAAGUCAACUAAAUGAAAAUAUUUCAACACCUCACUUGGAAAUGGAAGAUGGACAGAAGUCACUGAUUAAGAGAAACUGGGAAGUCAGAGGUUAUCAGCGAGCAACAGAUGGUUCUCAUGUGCCCUUCUGCCUUUUUGCCGAGAAUGUGGCUCUUGCCACAGGAACCUUUGAUUCUCCUGGCAGACUACAAGUUGAAGGAGAAGACUUUCCUUUUGUGCUUCAUUCCAUGUCUGACUUUGGAGCUGCAAUCAGCAAAGGAAAGUUACGUGGGAAGGCAGACCCUGUGUUAAUUGUGGGUGCUGGACUUACAGCAGCCGAUGCAGUACUGUGUGCUUACAACAACAACAUCCCAGUAAUCCAUGUGUUUCGUAGAAGAGUUACUGAUACAAGUCUGAUUUUCAAACAGUUACCUAAAAAGCUUUACCCUGAAUACCAUAAGGUCUAUCAUAUGAUGUGUACUCAGUCCCAUACUGUGGACUCUAAUCUGCAUUCUGCUUACACUAGUUUCCCUGAACACAACGUACUUUCCUUCAAGCCUGAAAUGAAGUGUGUUCUUCAGAGUGCCUCUGGACUGAAGAAAAUUUUGAAGUUUUCUGUAGCCUUAGUUCUGAUAGGUUCUCAUCCAAACCUUUUCUUUCUAAAGGACCAAGGACAUAGCAUAGGUCAUCACUCUAAUCAGCCCAUCACAUGCAAGGGGAAUCCUAUAGAGAUUGAUCCAUACACUUACGAAUGCACUAAAGAAGCUAACCUCUUUGCUUUAGGUCCUCUGGUGGGAGACAACUUUGUACGGUUUUUAAAAGGAGGUGCAUUGGGCAUUGCACGAUGCUUGGCAAUAAGGCAGAAGAAGAAACAUGAAUUGAUUGAAAGUGGGGAUGGAGGAGGUGAUGGGGUACCAUAAGUAAGACAUUAGAAACUUUCACAUACAGAAUUACAGACGUAGUCUAACAGAACACUCACUGACAGCGAAAGUUGGUAGCAGUCACAUUUCUGUUGUAUACAAGUAACCUGCGCUUGUAUUGCUUGGUAAAGGAUGCUGAUACUACAAACCUUUUCAAAAUACAAAAAAUUGAUCUGCUAUUACAACUGAUACUCAACUGGAAUUACUUCCAGAUAAACAGAAAUUGAGACUAACUUACAUUGACAUGCCUGUCAUCUCUUGCUCAGUUAAAAGAGCAGACUUACUCUGGAAAAAGCAAUGCCUACCAGAGUGGCUUUUCAUUUUAGUGUCAGAUGUGACAAAAUAGUCUUACCAUGAAUUAAAAUAACUUUCAAAAGCAGAAAGCUUGCUAAGUACCAAGUGAUUCUUGAUCCUAAAGUGAAUUUCGAGCCUUCUGCUUGAAACCAGGAUUUUAUUUAUUUGCUGUAGUAACAUUCCUCAACAGUUACAAAUUAUCCUAUUUGAUAAUUGGAAUAAAAGAAGAAACAUUUCCAUUUAAUCUUUAAAACAUGAUUUGACACAGUCCAUGAAUGUUUUUUCACACUAUGCCUCAAGUUGGGUGAGUGGAGAAAGACUUAACAGAUGUUCCCCCUUACAGUGAUAUGUACAUUUCUGAGAAUACUCAGUAACAUAAACAAUAAAGUACUGAUGUAAGUGCUCUUA
This is a messenger RNA of Athene cunicularia (burrowing owl), 2351 nucleotides long. It is a transcript of the gene OSGIN2, whose product is annotated as oxidative stress induced growth inhibitor family member 2. The record is from RefSeq and is a predicted model, not a curated record. Lineage: Eukaryota; Metazoa; Chordata; Aves; Strigiformes; Strigidae. The transcript is spliced from 5 exons. The coding region runs from base 114 to 1649 and encodes 511 amino acids.